Molecule: messenger RNA, 1737 nt
Organism: Chelmon rostratus (copperband butterflyfish)
Lineage: Eukaryota; Metazoa; Chordata; Actinopteri; Chaetodontiformes; Chaetodontidae
Gene: tspan9a
Product: tetraspanin 9a
Exons: 10
Coding region: 308-1027 (239 amino acids)
Cellular component (GO): membrane
Source: RefSeq, a predicted model, not a curated record
CGUUUGUUUUGGAGAAGGGCGCGAUCCGGGAGUCUUCUUCAGCCCGGACAGAGGCGGUGUAACAAGGAGAGGACCGAGCGGAAAGUUUGGGCUGAAGCUGCUGCGUUCAGGUUGCGCCGCACCGAUCCGUUCCUUCUGUGGAACUGACAGGUUGAAGAGCAAAGCAAGUCCAGCAGGCGAGCAGGAGAGCAGGAGCAGCCGCUGCCUCUAUUUCCCACCACAUCUGAGCCGGCUUUCGACCUCCCCAGCCUGAGGUGUCUCUCUUCCUACUUCUCAUCCUCCUAGGAAAGAAUUCAAGAAGUGCAACAUGGCAAGAGGCUGCCUCUGCUGCUUGAAGUAUAUGAUGUUCAUCUUCAAUCUCAUCUUCUGGUUAUGUGGCUGCGGGCUGCUCGGCGUGGGCAUCUGGCUCUCUGUGUCUCAGGGCAGCUUCGCCACCUUCUCUCCCUCAUUCCCCUCGCUGUCGGCCGCCAACAUGGUCAUCGCCAUCGGCGCCAUCGUCAUGGUAACGGGCUUCCUUGGUUGCCUGGGCGCCAUCAAGGAGAACAAGUGCCUGCUUCUGAGUUUCUUCAUUGUCCUGCUGAUUAUUCUCCUGGCAGAGCUGAUAUUACUCAUCCUGUUCUUCGUGUACUCAGAUAAGGUGAGAGAGAACGCCAAGCAGGAUCUGAAGGACGGGCUGGCUCUCUACAACUCAGAAAACAACAUAGGCCUGCGAAAUGCCUGGAACAUCAUCCAGGCAGAGUGGAAGUGCUGCGGUGUGAUAGCGUACACCGAUUGGCACGAGGCCCUGAAGGAGAAGGUAGUUCCUGACCGCUGCUGCCAGGAGCACUACCAGAACUGUGGCCGGAACUCCACCAACAUGUUCUGGAACCGGGGCUGCUUCGAGAAAGUGGAGGAAUGGCUGGAUGACAACAAGCCCCUGCUGGGAACCAUAGGCAUGGUCAUCUUGGUAGUGCAGCUCCUGGGCAUGGCGUUCUCCAUGACUCUGUUCCACCACAUCCACAGAACGGGGAAGAAGUAUGACGCUUAGCUUUCGGGGGAGGCACCCAACGAGAGGAGCCCCACUGCCUGAUGGGAUAAGACUCUGAUUCACCCCUGCUCCCCCACCCCAACCCCUACAACCUUUUAGAGCAUCCUUUGCACCCCCCACCCUCCCCUUCCCAUGCCUUCUGUACAGAUUCCAGCUGUGUCCCCACUCUGCUCUGCUCUCUCUUUUCACCAUUCAUUUUGCCAAAGAGUAACACAACUGGAAGAGAAGGGACACCUACUUUUGGCAAGGAACAGAAUCCCAUUGGUCGUCACUCCUCUUGAGUACAUUUCUAUUCUAUUUCACUGUAUUUUUUUUGCUUGGACUAACAAUUUGCUGGAAGGAAGGAUGAACUCUGAGACAAUGAAGACUUUACUAAUGCCCACACACCCCACUCUGAGGUAAAGAGAACAUAUGAGACUGAUAGUUCCCUCCACCAGAUGUGGAGUUUAAUUUUAUUUUGUUUGUUUGUUUGUUUCCCUCAUGUUGAUUAAAGUCAAGCCCCCUUUUCACUUGUAAAUGAAAAAAGUUCCAACAUGGCAUGCUAGUUUUGUACUUUACUGAUUUACCUUUGUCGUCUAAAUGUCAAACGUCUUCAUUUUGUCUUGGGUUUUUGUAAGUGUGUCACAGACGCUCCUGUGGAAUGUAAGUGUUGAACAGAUCAGUGCACUGUGUGUGUGUGUGUGUGUGUUUGGGUGGGGGGAUUUGAUGUG